Molecule: messenger RNA, 4415 nt
Organism: Strigops habroptila (Kakapo)
Lineage: Eukaryota; Metazoa; Chordata; Aves; Psittaciformes; Psittacidae
Gene: STIM1
Product: stromal interaction molecule 1
Exons: 13
Coding region: 328-2469 (713 amino acids)
Biological process (GO): activation of store-operated calcium channel activity; store-operated calcium entry; intracellular calcium ion homeostasis
Cellular component (GO): endoplasmic reticulum; plasma membrane
Molecular function (GO): calcium ion binding; calcium channel regulator activity; protein binding
Source: RefSeq, a predicted model, not a curated record
UCCCAGGAGAGACCACUGCUGCGGGGGGCGGAGGAGGAAGGCUGUCCCGGGAGAGACCACUGCGGGGUGGGGGGGCCGCCCGGAUCCGGUGUCGCUCGCCGGGGCCGGCGGCGUUGUCGGUGUCGGUGCCGGGGCAGCGGGAGGCGGCGCCCGGGCGGGAACACCGGGAAUAACGCUCGGUCCUUCAGCUGCUGCCGGCUGCGGAGCGCACAGCCCGGGCGUGCGGAGCGGCGGAGCCGAGCUGAGCGGAGCGGCCGGGCCCGGCGGCGGGGCCGAUGCCGAGGAGGAGCUGACAGCGGCGGGGGAAGCGGCGAGGCGGACGCGGAAAUGGAUGUACGGUCGGGAGUGGCCCUGUGGGUGCUGUGCGGCCUCCUCCUGCAGCAGGGCCGCGGGGAGCGGUCCCCCGGCUCCCACCUGGACGAGAGCGCCAUCGCAGAAUUCUGCCGCAUCGACAAGCCCCUGUGCCAUGAUGAAGACGAGCAGCUCAGCUUCGAGGCCGUCCGCAACAUCCACAAGCAGAUGGAUGAUGAUGCCAACGGCAACGUGGACGUCGAGGAGAGCGAUGAGUUCUUGAGGGAGGACUUAAAUUACCAUGACCCAACAGUCAAGCACAGCACCUUCCAUGGGGAGGACAAGCUCAUUAGUGUGGAAGAUCUCUGGAAGGCCUGGAAGACAUCUGAAGUGUACAACUGGACUGUGGAAGAGGUGGUUCAGUGGCUCAUUACCUACGUGGAGCUGCCACAGUAUGAAGAGACCUUCCGAAAGCUGCAGCUGAGCGGACAUGCCAUGCCCAGGCUAGCAGUGAACAAUGCCACCAUGAUGGGAAGUGUCCUGAAGAUGACAGAUCGAAGCCACAGGCAGAAGCUGCAGCUGAAGGCUCUGGACACGGUGCUCUUUGGGCCUCCUCUCCUGACUCGACACAACCACCUGAAGGACUUCAUGCUGGUGGUGUCCAUUGUCAUUGGAGUGGGUGGCUGCUGGUUUGCCUACAUCCAGAAUCGCUACUCGAAGGAGCACAUGAAGAAGAUGAUGAAGGACCUGGAGGGACUCCACCGAGCUGAGCAGUCUCUCCAUGACCUUCAGGAAAGGCUGCAGAAGGCUCAGGAGGAGCAUCGCUCCGUGGAGGUGGAGAAGGUGCACCUGGAGAAGAAGCUGCAGGACGAGAUCAGCAUCGCCAAGCAGGAGGCCCAUCGACUGCGGGAGCUGCGGGAGGGCACCGAGAACGAGCUCAGCCGGCAGAAGUACGCUGAGCAGGAGCUGGAGCAGGUCCGCAUGGCGCUCAAGAACGCGGAGAAGGAGCUGGAGUCCCACUGCAGCUGGGCUGCGCCCGAGGCCCUGCAGAAGUGGCUCCAGCUGACCCACGAGGUGGAGGUCCAGUACUACAACAUCAAGAAGCAGAAUGCCGAGAAGCAGCUGCUGGUGGCCAAGGAAGGGGCUGAAAAAAUCAAGAAGAAGCGAAACACCCUGUUUGGAACGUUCCACGUUGCUCACAGCUCGUCUCUGGAUGAUGUUGAUCAUAAAAUCCUGACUGCAAAGCAAGCACUGAGCGAGGUGACGGCAGCGCUGCGGGAGCGCCUGCAUCGCUGGCAGCAGAUCGAGCUGCUCUGUGGCUUCCAGAUCGUCAACAACCCCGGGAUCCACAGCCUGGCAUCAGCCCUCAAUAUCGACCCCAGCUGGAUGGGCACCCCCCGGCCCAACCCCUCGCACUUCAUCAUGACUGAUGACGUGGAUGACCUGGACGAAGAGAUCGUGUCUCCCAUGUCCAUACAAUAUGCAGCCUGGCUUUUCGGGCGCAGGUUCAGUGACCGCUCGUCUCUGUCCUCGGAGGACCAGUCCCUCUGGAAAUACCCCGCUCCUGCCUUGCCCAGCACAGUUCGCCAGCGCCUGGUGGACCCACAGCACGCGCAUGGAUCGCAGAGAGACUUGACUCGCUGCGACUCCGAGUCCUCCAUCCCGCACCUGAGCGAGCACCAGCGCAUCCCCAGCUCGGCGCCCAAGCUGCUGGCUGCCCGGCCCAACCUGCUGACCCGGUCCAUCGAGGAGGCUGUCCCCGGCCACCCUGCCACCGCCGCGGCCACCCCCAAUGGCGGCAGCCGGCAGGGGGAUGCCGGCGGCCUGGCGGCGCUGCCGGAGCGCCUGUCCGAGAGCCCCAUGGUGAUGAAGAAGAUGAUGAUGGUGAACCACGGCCUGGAGAAGUCGUGCAGCCUGGGGGAGGUGAGCCACCCGGCGCCCGGCAGGCUCAGCCACCCGGAGGGCUCCCGCUCCCACAGCCCCAGCUCCACCGACCCCGACACACCCUCCCCCACCUCUGACUGCCGUGCCGGCAGCGCCAAGAGCACCCGCAUCCCGCAGCUGGCUGCCAAGAAGACCGCGGGGGACGAGGACAGCAGCUUCACAGGCGACGAGGCCGACCUCGGCCAGAGCAAGAAGAAGUUCCCCCUAAAGAUCUUCAAGAAGCCCAAGAAGUAGGAAGAGGGGAGGGGGGGGAUGAGGAUCCUGCACAGGAGCGGGGCUGGGGCAGCCGCGCACCAGGAGCGCAGCAUUCCCGUGCCCCCCCCCGCGCCCUCCGGCACCUUCCCUCCCCCCCCGGCGCGGGAGCAGCCUCCGACACUUAUUUAUUUCCUCAUCUUGGAGAAGGAGAGUGAAGACGAAGGUGCUGCUGAGCGCCCCCCCCCCGCGAGGAGCCGCCCCUUCUCCCGCCGGCUGCUGCAGCCCCUUGGCUUUGCUGUGCAUGGCUUCAGCCCUCCCGCCCCGCUGCCCUCUCGGGUCUGGGCUUGGUUUCAACGUGGGUUUUAUCCUUUUUAUUGGGUUCUUUGGUCCUUCUGCAGCUUCCCACCUCUGCCCGGGGCGGGGGGAGCGGCCCCGCUCCCCGCUCGGGACCUGCCGCGUGGACAUCACAACGGUUCUUCUCGUGUCCCAGGUCCUUCCCCACACCCAGCCCCAUUGCUGAGGCUUGGCCGGAGGGGGGAGGUCCCUGUGGGUGCGCUCUCGAUAAGCAGGAGCAGGUCAAACGCCCUCUGAGAGGGGCUCUGCCCUCACUGGUACUUGUGCAUCCGGGGCGGUCACAGCACCGCAGGGUCCGUCCGCUGGAGCUCUGGGUGUGUGGGGAGUGCUGGGGGGGAGCCCUUGGCCCCAUCUUCACUUACAAGGAGAAUUUUUAAAGAGCUCCUCUGAACUGGGCAUGUCUUGGUGGGACCCUGGGGAUGCACCAGGGGAUGGGCUGUCCUCAGGGGUGCAGAGGUGGGUCCAGCCACUGCAUCCACACAAAUAGGGGCUCCAGGGUGCAGGACCCAUCCCUUGUCCCCAUGUCCCCAUUGGGCAGGGCUGGAGGGAGGGAAUGGGGGUCUCUGGCUGGGGACACGCUCCAUCCGGACGCAGGGUCAGCCCGGCUGUGGAGCCCAUGGCCUGGGCCCAGCUGCCGUCGGGCACCGGCACAGCCCACGGCGGGUCUCGGUCCAUCCCAAGCUGCUCUCUGGGGCUCAGCAGCUCCCGUCCUUCUGCGGGUCACAUCCUGCUGCUCCGAGCUCUUCUCUUGGUGUGUGUCCCCCAUCACAGGUCGGGGUGCUUCAGGGAGUCCCCAGGUCCAGGCAGUAACUGUGGCCAAGCCCAGCUCCAUCCCAGGGGUCUGCCUGUCCUGGGGAUGAGCCUCGCUCUGUCCCAGGGCUCAGUCCUGCUCCGUCCCCAGGGCUGAUCCCAUCCCUGGGGCUGAAUCCUGCUCCAUCCCCAGGAAUGAGUGCUUCUACAUCCAUAGAGCUGAUCCCUCCCUGAGGGAUGAGUCCUGCUCCAUCCCAGGGCUGAUCCCAGUGCUGGGGCUGCCAGCGGAGCCUCCAGCCACCUUCCUGCAUCCCUCAUGGUUGCUGCCUGGCACGAUGCGACCCCCUGAGCUCUGCACCAGCCGGGAGUCCCUGUCCCCUCCUGUCCCCUCCUGUUCUCCAUCCCAAUGCGUGCCACCAUCCCACACAUCCCAGGCUGUGCUGCUGCCACCCCGGCUGCUUCCCGAGGAGUAGGAGGCGGGCGGGAUGCCAGGACCCCGGCCCUGCUUUACACAGUGACAUGUGUCUGUCCCCACGGGGAGGGCUCACACAUGUCCCAUGUUCCAUAGCUGGUAGUUGACAAUCCCACUGUUGCUUUGAGAGACGUGACACAAUUCCUCUCCAUGACUAAGUGCCUGAUUCCCACGCACGGGAAGGGGGGAAUGCCCCGGGGGGGCCCUGCGGGUGCCCCGGGACAAGGGGGGGCCCAGGCUGGAAUUGCGGGUGGUGGCGGAGACCUGGAGCAGGGGGUUGGGGACCCGGCGCACGGCGACUGUUGCUGCAUCUGCCAACUCCUGAGGAUGGGUGUUUUAGGUUAUUUUAUUUGGGGGGGUCAUUUCAUAAAACUUUUAAAUCCAAUAAAGCAUGUAGUCUAUUUUACGA